UUUUUGGGUGUCGCGAAGAGAACUGGGCAGGACACAAGCUCACUGGAAGCAGCCAUACCAAGAGCCCAGAGGAGCCCAAAGAACAAUCCAGAGAAACUUCCUUUGCCAGCAUACUGCCCACCGGGACCGCAGGUGGUACUUCCCCAUCAAGAUGCUUCCAGAAAACACAAGGACUAGGCAGCUAAAUGUCACCUGUGCCAGCUCAGUGGACAUGGAGCACUUCCUCCAUUACUCUCUCAUCCCAUCACUUUUCAUCAUUUUGGUCUUGUCCUUCCUCCAAAGACGAGAGCAUCGUAGACAGAGGGAUGAUACCUCUUAUCUACUGGGGAACCACUUUGGAAUCAUCAUGCCUUUGGAUUUUGUGAGCGCUUUUAGCAACCGAUGGUCCUAUGGAAUUGCUUUUGGGGCCACAGCCAACAAGGUCAUGUUCUUGUUCUCAGAAGGCUACAAGCCCCUGCAGGUCCCGCAGUGGGCCCAAGCUUUUGUGCUUUUGAUUGGAGGUGUUGAAGUUGGGCUGUCCCACUUCCCCUUCUUCGCCUGCCUCUCGUCGGAGUUCCGGCUGGUCAGCUCCGUCCUCGGCUUCUGCUACUCUCUGCUCUGGUUUGUUGUCACCAUUCUUCAAGUCUCUCAGUGUCCCCACGGACAAUUUGUGGGAAGGUACGAGACCCUUGUGUUCUACUGGCCGUCACUGCUGUGCCUCACUUUCCUGCUGGGUCGCUUCCUGCACAUGUUUGUCAAGGCUCUGAGAGUCCAGCUGGGCUGGGAGCUCCAGGCGGAGGAAAAGACUGUCCUGGAAGUUCACCAAGCAGAGCACGUCAAGCAGCUCCUGAGAACACCUCGCCCACAAGAGAAAAAAAAGUCUUGGUUCCAAACCAAGAUAUAUGAGUGGGACCCCUACUUUCAAUUCCCUAGCAGAAUGAUUGGAACAAUUGUGUUGGCUUUUAUCUGCCUAUACCUUUUCAUUGUUAUUGAGUUCUGCGUGUUUGUGUACGUGAGAGAUGAGCUGGACAUGUUUGAAGACAUGCUGGAAAGCUACAUCACCUCCAUGAACCAGACGGGGACCCUGACUCCAGUCGCCCUGCAAUUGAAAGAGCUGAUCAGUGUCUCCAAAGGAGUCUGGGUGGUAACCAUUUUGCCGGCCUCGCUCACAUCUGUGAGCUAUCUGUUCCACAUUUUGGCUUGUUACCGAAAGCACAUGAAGAGGCUGUGGGCAGGAGAUAAACAGUUUCUCCCUUUGAAGUUCCAUAAUCCCACCUCAUCGGCAAGCGUGGUGGCCAUUGCAACGUACUCUGGCUGGCAAAUAGCCUAUAUUCUGUGGGAGUCUGUGUGGCCUGGCGAUCAUGUAUGGCCUGGUGUUGCCUGUCAUCCAAACCAGGGCCUGGAGCUUCUGCAAGGACUGGGCAUCGGGAUGAAAGCUUUCCACAACUUCAACUACUUCCUGUUCUUCUACAAUGUGCUUCUGGGCCUGGGCGCUUGUCUCUUCAGGCUGCUGAUCAGCUGCAUCCUGGGCACGUGGCUGAUUGCACGCAUCGACAGGACCAUCAUGCAGAGUGGCUACGAGGAAGCAGACAUGGGGUUCAAGGCAUGGAUUGGGAUGCUCUAUGUAGACCACUAUCACACCAACCCUGUGCUUGUCAGCUUUUGUCACAUCCUGAUCACAGGCCACAGGGAGAGGAAGCUGCAGCUGGCCACCAAAUACCGGCACCUAAAUCAAUCAUCAGGCAACCUUGGUUUUAAGAAGUUUACCCACAAGGCAGAACUUUGUGUCACUGGAGAAAGUGAUAAAAUGUCCACAUCAGGAGAGUUUAACCACCAGAUCCUAUUUUUCUCUGGAACAGAGUAUGACCUUCAAUCUGUCAGUAUCCUCAUUGUUUCCUUCUUUCUAGGCUUCAUGAGGAGAAAUGGCAUUGAAGAGAAUUGGGCAAGAGUUUCUCUGCUCCACCUGGGGCGCUCCCGUAGUUAUGGGCAACCUCACCGCUCAGGGAAAGUUAGCUUCCCCGUUGCCCUGGAGACCACCGGUGUCCCACUGCAGUUCGGAGGAGCCGGCAGUGCCUUCUCAGCAGAGAAAGCGCCUGAACAGUGUGACCAGAAUAGUUCGCGCCCUGCGAGGCGGGGAGCCAGCCUCCUCCUCAGCCUCCUCCUCGAGUUCGAGGCUCGUCUGAGGUUCGUUUCAUGGUUGUUCCGCUCUCCCUCCCCUCUUCGUUUCCUUUACAAUUUAAACCCCGAGUCGGUGUGCCUCCCUGAGCUCGAGCAGAGGGUUCUGCCUCGGGGGUCUCACCCAGGGGGACGCCACCUUCAGAGUCAGACGUGGUCCCGCCAGGACCUGAGCUUGGGGCGGGCGUCAAUUUCCCAACCUCGGAGUCGAAAUGGAGACCAAACCUCAGACGCGUUUCCUGGACAACGGCUUCCCGGCCCCCGCAGGGCCCUCCAGCCAGCGGCCAAGAUGUCGUCACUGGGGAAGGUGACCCGGGUUCAGAAUGGGAACGUCUACCAGCAGAUCUUCCAGGCUGAGGUACAGCUGGUCCACUCCCUGGUGGCCACCAGGAAUCGGGCCGCAGAGCAUGCUGGGACCUUGAAGAGUGGCAGGGCACCCCUAAUGAAGAAAAUGGAGAUUCCUGAAGGGGAGACCAUGUCUCCUCGGCAGCAGAAGUGGAUGCACAGCCUCCCCAAUGACUGGGUCACGGAAAACCCUGUUCUCCACAGGGAAAAGGAAAUAGCCAAGAGGGAAAAAGCCUUGGAGAGUGAGAGCACCAUUGCUGCCCGAGAAGUGCAGGGCCUCAUGGACACAAUGGUUCCUGAGAAAGUGAGCACCACCACCCUUCAAGAGCGAGAAGACCACAAGAAGAGGAGCUACGAGAGUGCUCUGGCUAGCUUUCAGGAGGAGAUACAGCAGGUUGGGAUGGAAAUGGAACCUCUUAUCUUGGAGACAGGGGGAUGUUUUUUGAAGAAGCUGUCUGAGUCUGAUGAAGACAUCAACUCCCUUUUUAUAAAGAUGGAAAAUGACACCAACCUCGAAGACUACGCCAUCCAAACCCUGCUGGAGCUGUGGGAUAAGGUGACUUAUAUGUUCCUGCUCCAGAAGCAGGAGAUUAAGAAGCUGGAUGAAGCGCUGCACUCACUGGAGUUCUCCAGAGCUGAUAAACUAAAAAGUGUGUUGAAGAAAUAUGUGGAAAUCAUAGAGAAAACAUCUUACCUCAUGCAGCCUGAUGUAUACAGGAUUAUAAAUAAAGAAGCCAUGAUCAUGAACCAUGCCCUGCUGGGCAACCGGAGGGCCCUCGCCCAGCUGUUUGUCAACCUGAUGGAGGCCACCCUGCAGCAGGAGCUGGACAGCCGCCACCGCUGGCAGGGCCUGGUGGACAACUGGAAGGCCCUCAAGAAAGAUGUCCUGCUGCAGAGUUUCAGGGAGUUCUUGGCCAAUGAGAAUAUCCGGGCUCCCCCGGCUGUAAAGAAGGAGCUGCAGGCCAUGCUGGAGACCCAGAAAUCCCUGCAGCAAAAGCGGCUACAGCAUCUCUGCACCAUCUGUGAUUUCCUGCCCCCCAAUUACAACAAAACUCAGCUAAGUGAGUGGCGUUCUUGUCUUGACUCCCUGAACAAGCAGCUCGACACCUACCACACGGACUGCAUGAUGAGGAUCCGCCUGCUAUACGAGAAGACCUGGCAGGAGUGCCUGGCCCAAGUGCAGAAUUGCAAGAAGCAGCUGCUGGACUGGAAAGUCUUCACUGAGGUGGAGGCAGAGACCCUGGUGAACCAGUCCUUCUUCCAGAUGGUGGGAGCACUCCAGAGCAAGGUGGAGGAAGACCUGGAGCUCUUGGAUAAAUCCUUUGAGGCCCUGGUGAAGCAGGCGGAGUGGCAGAGCUCAAACCUCUUCAGCUACUUCCAGGCGGUGGCACAUCUGUGGGAGACACACCAGCACGAGCUGUCAGUGCGGGAGCUGGAGCUGGAGAAGAGAAUGGAGCGGCACCGGCAGAAGCACAGUCUGGAGAACCAGGCCCAGGAAGCCCACCUUGAUAUACUCUUGGAUCAACUGAGGCAGCAGAGCCACAAAGAAAAACUGGCGUUUCACCUGGAAAAGGCCAAAGAUUUUCUGAAGACCAUGAAAUCCAGGUACGAAUGUUUCCAUGACCUUUUGACAAAGGAAGUGAUGGAGUACCCAGCGAUCGUACUGAAAGAACUCAACUCCUACAGCUCCAACCUCAGCCGAUACUUCUUUGUUCGUGAAAUCUUUGAACAGAACUUGACUGGAGAAAUCAUUUUCAAAUUCAGGAAACCAGAAACACAUGAAAAGCCUAUCCAGAAGAGAAUGAGGAAAGGGGAAGAGGUGAAAGUGGACAUGAGCAAAAGUGAGAAAAGCAUAAGUAGAGGAACAAGUGCUGCCAGGCCAGAAAAAGAGACGGAGAAACAAAGAAAGCAAGAAAUGGAGUCCUCCAUAAUGGAAGGGGUGCUGAGCCAGCAGGAAAUAUCUGCAAUAGAUGCCAAGAUGGAGGAGUCCAAAGAGGGUUCUAGUCAAGGAUUGAAAGAAAUGCAGGCUGAAAGAGAGGGCUCCUUAAAAUCAUCCUCAAACCAGGAGAAUGUGAUGGCUCAAGAAGAAGAGGAGGAGGAGGAAGAGGAGGAGAAGGAAAAGGAGGAAGAGGAGGAGGAGGAGAAGGAGGAAGAGGAGGAGGAGAAGGAGGAGGCAAAGGAAGAGCAAAAGAGCUUAUCUGAGAGUGAGGGCGGAGACCAGGAAGAGAGUCCUGGGGAGGUAUACUAUGAGGACGUGGAAUCCUUCACAACCUCCAGUGGAAACACUUAUUUUGUAUUCCUGUCUGUGGAAGAAGAAGAAAAGCGUUUCAAGAGGCCACAUUCCACCUUCUCAUCUAUGCUCAACAAUGGUACUGCCAGUGCCAAGCUCAUAGAACAAAUGAAAAUUCCAACUGAACUAGUUUUAGAAAUUAAGAAACAACUUCGGGCUGGCUUCUUCGAGCACCUCGAGAAGUGGUUUGACCAGUGUGCCCUCAAUGCUCGAGUCAUUGUAGCCACCAAAAUCGAUGAACUGGAUUCAGAACUGGAGCUGCGCCUGCAUCUGCACCAACCAAGAGCCCAGCAAAUUGAAAAGGACAUCCACAAUGUCAGGGCAGCUGAGCUCCUGCUUCAUCAAGAACGGCUAGACAGCCACUGUGCUGGGGUGGUCGAGGCGCUGAAGAAGGAGAGGCUGAUGUUCUACCAGUUUCAGGAAGAGCAAAACACAAGGAGCAAAAACUUCCGCCGCAAGAUUUACGACAUGGAGCACAACUUCUUGAAUGCCACCAAGAGCCAAAAGCUGGUCAUCCUCAACAGCACACUGCACCGGGAGCUGCUUAACUACGUCGAUGUCAUCCAGGUGUCCCUGCGCAGCUUCCGGCAGUACUUGGAAGAGAGUCUGGGCAAACUCCGCUACACAAACAUCGAGUUCGUCAAGCACUGCAGGUUGUUUUCAGAAGGAGGCAACUUUUCUCCUGAAGAAAUCGAAUCACUGUGUCAUCGACUAGAGAAGGAAACCUCCCGGAUAGAGUUUGUUGAAAAUUUAAUCAUGCUUAAUAUGGAGAAGAUGGAAAGCGAGUACCUGGACCAGGCCAAUGAUGUCAUCAACAAAUUUGAAAGCAAAUUCCAUAACCUGUCUGUAGACCUUAUUUUCAUAGAGAAAAUCCAGCGGUUGCUGACAAAUCUGCAAGUGAACAUCAAGUGCGAGGUGACAAAAUCCAAUUUGCAAACAGAUGGACUAAAUUCUUCUCUAGAACAGCUUGAGCACAAGAUAGAAAGUUGUCAAGCCUCGAGGGGAGAUAAAACAGUAGUGCCUACGGAAGACCUCCUUGGCUUUGUCCGAACUUGGAAAGAAAAACUGAGCCAAAGGAUUCAGUACCUCAACUGCAGCCUGGAUGUGGUGUCUGUGACUCAAGUGAUCUUCUCCAAUAUCCUCUUGACUGACCCGGAGGAGGAGAGUGACAUCCUGUUUUCUUCAGAAACCCUUGAAGAGGAGGCCAAGCUGGACCUGGUCACCCCUGAGUCCUUUGCCCAACCAAGUCGCAUGGGGAAAUCCAUGAUUGAAGACCCAGCGGUGGAGGUGGUCAAGAAGAUCCUGCAGCUUACUCACAAAAAAUGGCCUGCCCAGCAGCGUGACAAAGAUUGGUCCCAGACAGGUAGAGACACACAAGCCUGUGGGUCUCAGGGUAGUGGUGGUGGGGAAGCCAGUGGUACAAUGGGCCCAUCCUCACCUCCUGUCCUCUGCUCUUUUCCUGGACACUCAUCACCCAAAGGCCCGAAGCGACAUCGAUGCCACACAGAACACUCUGGGAAGAAGGCCUUGCCCAGUGCCAGUGCCACCUCAGCAGGGAGCUUCACGCGGCAUUCCAAACCCAACAAAAUGGACAGAAAGUACCAGGUGCUCGGGUACAAGCCUCCUCCUCCAGCCGACAAUUUUAAAGAGAUCAUCCUGACCCUUCUCUGGGAGAGCAACGAGAUGCUGCUGACUGUUGCAGAGGACUUUUACCGUAAAGAGAAGCGCCCAGUCACCAGGCCUGACUGCAUGUAUGAAACCUUUGACCAGUGCGCCGAGAACAUCAGCAAGAAGAUCUUGGAGUACCAGAGCCAGGCGGAUGAGUACCACAACUCCUGCCUCAUGGAAUUACGAAUCCAGAUGAGGAGAUUUGAGGAGCUGCUGCCCCAGGUGUGUUGGCUGGUGAUGGAGAAUUUUAAGGCACACCACUGGAAAAAGUUUUGUACCUCCAUGAAAGAGAGCCGAGGACAGUAUGAGGAACAGCUGAAGCAGCAGGAGAAAAGAAGGGAUGAAAAUGCUCAGAAGCUCCAUCCAAAUCUUGGACACCCCACACAUCGCCAAGAAAGGGAGACCCUGAAUUUAUUAGAAGAGAAAAGACAGGAAGAACUGAACAACGUGAUUAGGAUGAACAGAGAGAAGCUGGAGGAACUUACCAGGAAGCACUGCCGGGUCUUCAUAGCCAGCCUGGCCACCUUCACUGAGAAGUUCCUGCUACAGUUGGAUGAAGUGGUCACCAUUGAUGAUGUCCAGGUGGCAAGGACGGAGCCCCCUAAGCAGAAAAUCUCAGUCCUCAUACGGAGGAAACUCGCUGGGCUCUCUCUGGAGGAAGAGAAUGAGAAGCCCCUGAUUGAACGUGGGAGCAGGAAGUGGCCAGGGAUCAAACCCACCGAAGUCACCAUCCAAAACAAAAUUCUUCUUCGAAAAACACCAUCAAUAUCCACCACCAAAACGACCCUGGGCCACCUGGCAACCGUGGAAGCUCGGGAUGCCGUGUACCUGAAAUAUUUAGCAUCCUUUGAGGAGGAGUUGAAGAGGAUCCAGGACGACAACACAUCUCAGAUGAAGGAGGCUCAACGCUGGAAGGACUGCUGGAAGCAGUCCCUGCACACCAUCGAGAGCCUGUACGUGCGGCACCCUCCAUACCACCCCAAAUAAAUGUUCAUUUUGUGCAGACUC
Carlito syrichta (Philippine tarsier) is the source of this 7465-nucleotide messenger RNA. RefSeq names its product coiled-coil domain containing 180 (gene CCDC180). Gene Ontology annotation, cellular component: plasma membrane. Gene Ontology annotation, molecular function: signaling receptor activity; retinol transmembrane transporter activity. The record is from RefSeq and is a predicted model, not a curated record. Gene Ontology annotation, biological process: vitamin A import into cell. Lineage: Eukaryota; Metazoa; Chordata; Mammalia; Primates; Tarsiidae.